AUGCGCGAAACAACGGUUGUCCAUGGGAGGAAGACUUUCUGCUAUAUAGCCGCAGCAAACGGUAACCUUAAUUGUUUGCGUUUUGCUCAUGAAAAUGGCCGUCCAUGGAAUAUAUAUACGUGCGCCAUAGCUGCAGCGUAUGGGCACUUGGACGUUCUUGAGUACUUGCAUGAAAACAAUUGUCCUUGGGACACAUUAACGUGUGAAAUGGCUGAACAGUUUGAUGAAAUUGAAUGCUUGCAAUACGCUACCUCACAUGGAUGUCCAUGGAUCAAACCUUCAUUCAGCAUUGAGUAG
Messenger RNA from Macrosiphum euphorbiae (potato aphid), 297 nucleotides. The record is from the annotation of a GenBank genome assembly. Lineage: Eukaryota; Metazoa; Arthropoda; Insecta; Hemiptera; Aphididae.